Messenger RNA from Racocetra persica, 873 nucleotides. The record is from the annotation of a GenBank genome assembly. Lineage: Eukaryota; Fungi; Glomeromycota; Glomeromycetes; Diversisporales; Gigasporaceae.
AUGAGAAAAAGUUAUAAAUAUCGUUUGUAUCCUAACCAACAAGAAAGAGAAAUAAUUGACAAAACAUUAGAGACUUGUCGUUGGCUCUAUAACUACUUCCUAGCCGAAAGAAAGAAUAAAUACGAAAAAGAGCAAAAGAAAAUCAGUUAUACCCAGCAACAAAACUCUUUACCUAAAUUAAAAGAAACUAAUCCCAAUCUCCAAGGCAUUUAUUCCCAAGUUCUCCAAGAUGUAGCCCAACGAGUUAAAAAGGCUUUUCAAGGCUUCUUUUUGAGAUUAAGAAGUAAGACAAGUAAAGCAGGUUAUCCAAGGUUCAAAUCUUUUGGGAGAUAUGACAGUUUUACUUACUCGCAAAAUAAUAACAGUUAUAAAUUAGAGCAGGGAAAAUUAAGAUUAGCCAGUAUUGGUAAAGUAAAAAUCAAACUUCACCGAGAAUUGCCGGAAACAAUUAAAACUUGCUCCAUUCUAGUCAAAAAUGGCAAAUAUUAUGCUUGCUUUUCGAGUGAAGUUGAACCCAAAUUGCUACCAAAGACAAAUAAAAAAGUAGGUAUUGAUUUAGGCUUAACUUCCUUUUUGGCUACUUCUAACGGAGAAUUAAAAGAAGCCCCCAAAACUUACAGAAAAGCCGAAAAAGAGUUAGCCAAAGCAGGUCGGAGAGUUAGCCGAAGGAUUAAAAAAAGCAAACGGAGGAGAAAAGCCGCCCUUCUUUUGGCUAAACAACAUGAAAAGGUUAGUAAUCAAAGAAAAGAUUUGGCUCAUAAACUAGCCAAGGAAUUAGUGGAAAAAUAUGAUGGUAUAGCCUAUGAGAAAUUACAAAUAGGAAACAUGGUAAAAAAUAGACAUUUAGCCAAAAGCAUCAGUGAUGCUGAUUGA